AUGGGCGCCGGGGUGGGCUGUGAUGAAAGUCUGUGUCACGACCUUGGCCAGCUAGCGCAGCCUCGCCAUGUCCUAGUAAUGGGGGGGGGGCUUAGGAAAUUUUGUCGGGUGCCAGCGAGGAGACUUGAAGAGAGGCGUCGGAGAGAAAUGAAUCAGUUUAGGGAAGGCCCCUUCCCCACGCCUCCUGACGCCGGCCUGUUCCCCCUGACCUUGGGCUUCUCUGUGCCUAACACAAGCUCUUCUUGCCGCCUCCCCCCUCCCUGGCCACUGCACCCGGAGAAUGCUGCCACUGAUGGAAAGGGCCAAUCCUUCCCGGCUCCAUCUACUAAGGACUCUGCCCGUCCCCCCACCAAGAGCGGGAGCCUCGAAGAGGUGGGAUUGGCCGCAUUGUUCCUGAGGGCCAGCGCUACCCGUUUCUUUACCUAUGAAACGAGGAGAUCGGACUCAGUGCCCUCCACGGCCCUUCCGCUCCAAAUCCCUGAAUCCCCUAACUCAAAUGCCGGGUGGCACCCAGGAGUCGUAGACAGAGGCCUAUGGGGCUUCGUGCUCAGAACCGGCCUCCGGGAGCCGAAGGGACCUUUUGAGGCCGCACUAAGGAGGCAGGAGAGGCAGGCCAGCCUCCUGAGGAGCUCUUCCCCUCCCGGGCCGGCUGUCUGCCGAGAUCUUAGCUUCUCUCCGACCCCAGCUGGUGACGACAGUAGGAAUGAUGAUGACAGCGGCGCAGCAAUGAUGGCCGGCAUGGAUGAAGAAGAUUGGAUUACUCGGCCUGAAAUCAAGGAGUCAUCUUUAAAGCUGGGCUUCUCUUCGGAAGACUUAUCCCAGGAAAGAUUUAGAAGGGAUAGUGCCUAUGUCUUCAGGUUGGAAGAAGCCUGUGAAUUUGAUGCCAGUUCAGAAAGACAGCAGAGCAGUAAGGAACAACUUUUCCAGCAAGUGAAAAUAAUCCAAAACAAAUCUCCAGAUGAAGUGAAAGGCAGUGAAUAUGAUAAAAAUUACAGACGCUUCAUAUCAGCGUUAGUACUUUUUCCACCACAGACAGUAAGCAUAGGAAGAAGUCUCUAUGAAUUUGAUAUUUAUAGAAAAAGCUUAAGUCCAUGUUCAAACUUAAAACAACAUGAUAAUAGAACUUCCUCCAAGAAUAAGAUUAUUUUUAAGCAUAAUGAACUUAAUUACUUUUUAAGUUACAAUUCAGAUCUUACUGAAAAUGAUAGAAUACAUUCUAGAGGGAAACCUCAUGAAUGUAGUGAAUGUGGCAAAGUCUUCUGUCAGAGCUCAGAGCUUGUUCAACACCAGAGAAUUCAUACUGGAGAAAAACCUUAUAAGUGUAAUGAAUGUGGGAAAUUCUUCCUCAGAAGCAGAAAUCUUAUUCUCCAUCAGAAAAUUCACACUGGAGAGAAACCAUAUGAAUGUAAAGAAUGUGGGAAAUUCUUCCGCCAAAGUGCACACCUUAGUGUACAUCAGAAAAGUCACACUGGAGAGAAACCUUAUGAAUGUAAUCAAUGUGGGAAGGCCUUCACUCGGAGUAGGAGCCUUAUUCUUCAUCAGAAAAUUCACACUGGAGAUAUACCAUAUGAAUGUAGCGAAUGUGGGAAGGCUUUCUGCCGAAGCACAGAACUUAUUCUCCAUCAGAGAAUUCACACUGGAGAGAAACCAUAUAAAUGUAAUGAAUGUGGAAAGUUCUUCCGCCAGAGUGCACAUCUUGUAGUACAUCAAAAAAGUCAUACUGGAGAGAGACCUUUUGAAUGUAAUGAAUGUGGGAAGGCUUUCUGCAGAAGCACAGAACUUACUCUCCAUCAGAGAGUUCACACUGGAGAAAAACCAUAUAAAUGUAAUGGAUGUGGGAAAUUUUUCCGCCAGAAUUCACAUCUUAUUGUACAUCAGAGAAGUCAUACUGGAGAGAAGCCUUAUGAAUGUAAGGAAUGUGGGAAGGCCUUCAGCCAGAGUAGAAACCUUAUUCUCCACUGGAGAAUUCACAUGGGAGAGAAACCUUUUGAAUGUAAUGAAUGUGGGAAAGCUUUCCACCAGAGUUCACACCUCACUCAACAUCAGAGAAUUCAUACUGGAGAAAAGCCAUAUGAGUGUGAUCAAUGUGGGAAGGUGUUCCACCGGAGAGCAAAGCUUACUGAACAUCAGUCAAUCCACACUGGACAUAAGCCUCACAAAUGUAAUGAAUGUGGGAAAGCUUUCCGACUGAGCUCACAACUUACCAUACAUCAGAGAAUUCAUCUUGGAGAAAAACCUUAUAAAUGUAAUGAAUGUGGGAAGGUCUUUAGUCAGAAAACAAACCUUAAGAUACAUCAGAGAAUUCAUACUGGAGAUAAACCAUAUGAAUGUAAUAAAUGUGAAAAAGCCUUCCACCAGAGCUCAGACCUUACUCAACAUCAGAGAAUUCAUACUGGAGAGAAACCUUAUGCAUGUAGUGAAUGUGGGAAGGCCUUUGCCCAGAGUAGAAGUCUUACUCUUCAUCAGAAGAUUCAUACAGGNGAGAAGCCUUAUGAUUGCAAGGAAUGUGGAAAGGCAUUCAGAAUGAGCUCACAACUUAUUCUCCAUCAGAGAAUUCAUCUUGGAGAAAAACCAUAUAAGUGUAAUGAAUGUGGGAAAUUCUUCCGACAAAAUGCACAUCUUAAUUCACAUCAGAGAAUUCAUACUGGAGAGAAACCAUAUAAAUGUAACAAAUGUGAAAGGGCCUUCCGCCAGAGCUCAGACCUUACUCAACAUCAGAGAAUUCAUUCUGGAGGAGAGAAGUCUUAUGAAUGCAGUGAGUGUGGGAAAGUCUUUGUCCGGAGCAGAAGUCUUACUCUACAUCAGAAGAUUCACAAUAGAGAAACACGAUAUGAAUGUCAUGAAUGUGGGAAGACUUUCUGCCGAAAUGCAGAACUUACUCUCCACCAGAGAAUUCACACUGGAGAGAAACCUUAUAAGUGUAAUGAAUGUGGGAAAUUCUUCCGCCAGACUGCACAUCUUACUGCACAUCAGAGAAGUCAUACUGGAGAGAAGCCUUAUGAUUGCAAGGAAUGUGGAAAGGCAUUCAGAAUGAGUUCACAACUUAUUCUCCAUCGGAGAAUUCAUCUUGGAGAAAAGCCUUAUAAAUGUAAUGAAUGUGGGAAGUUCUUCCGCCAGAAGCCACAUCUUAUUGCACAUCAGACAGUUCAUACUAGAGGGAAACCUAAUGAAUAUGGGAAGGAAUUUGACCAGAGCUCAAAUCUUAUUCAAGCAUCAGACUAACUCAUACUUGAAAGAUACUGUAUAAAUGUGGGAAGGUGUUUCAGAGCCCAGAGCUUCUCUCUGACAUCAGCCAAUUCAUUCUGGAGAGAAACUUUAUAAAUAUAUUGAAGGUUAGUAGGCAUUCCAUUUGAGCUGACAACUUAGUGUACCUCAUAGUAUUUAUGUUAGGGGAAAUUCUUUAAAAUGUAAUAAUUGUGGAAAGGUCUACUGGAGAGAAAACCGUAAUAUACAUUAGAAAACUCAUAGGGGAUAGGGAUAGGGACUAGAUCUGUUGCUUCAUUGAUACAGGAGCCUCCUAGAUGAGGAAGCUCUCUCUACCAAGCCUUUGUGCCUUCUCUACAACCUGUAAUCUUAGAGAGUUGCUUGGGAAAACCAGGUGACGUCCCCAGGUGAACACAAGUAUGUGUUAGCGGUGGUACUUGUGUAACAAGUCUUCCUCACUUUGCAACAAGCUCUUUCCAUGAUGCCACAUUUGCCUUUUAGGAAUUGCUAAUGGUGCUUUCUUCACACACGAUUAUGGGAAGGCAUUUUGCCUAAGCUUAAAAUUUAGUGAAUAUCAGAGAAUUUAUCUUGGGGGAAAAAAAAACCUUAAAAGUAUAAGGAAUGUCUUUAGGUUUUCGAUAAAAGAGGAAACCCUAAUGUACAUCAGGUAAUUAAUACUGGAGAGAAACCUGAAUUCGUUGAAUGUGAAAAUACUUUCUACUAGAACACAGAAUUUGCUCUCCAGAUAAUUCACAUUAGAAAGACAAUGUGUAAUGAGUGUGGGAAAGUCUUCAAGGUUAUGCUAUAUUUUAUUCAACAUCAAAUGUUUCAUACUAGAUAGAAACUUUAUGAACGUAAUGAGCAUCAGCAGUUUUUCCCUCAGAGCAUAUACUUUAUUUUACAUCAGAUAAUUGUAGCUAGAGAACAACAGAAUAUGAAAAGUCCUUUCAACUGAGAAUAUUUUACUCAAUAUAAGAGUUCACACUGGAGAGAAAGUUAAUGGAUAAUUAUUGAGGGAAGAUUUUUCCUCCAAAUGCCUUACUCUUUACCCAUCUAUACUAGAGAGAGAGAACACUUGCUUUUAAUCAGUGUAGAAAACCCUUCAAAGCACAGAUCUUGUUCAGUCGUUUCAGUCAUGUCUUAACUGUUUGUGACCCCACUUGGGGGUUUCUUGGUAAAGAUACU
Messenger RNA from Vombatus ursinus (common wombat), 4389 nucleotides. RefSeq names its product zinc finger protein 420-like. The transcript has 8 exons. The coding region runs from base 1 to 3222 and encodes 1073 amino acids. NCBI's taxonomy places the organism in Eukaryota, Metazoa, Chordata, Mammalia, Diprotodontia, Vombatidae. The record is from RefSeq and is a predicted model, not a curated record.